UCUCAUGCUCUCAUAAAGUCGUCCCAAACCGUUUUCAGAUUUGUGAAUUAAUUCGAAGAGAGAAAAUAUUUUUGAAGGAAGUAACCACAGACAUGUUAGUCAUUCAUUUUAUUUUGUAGACGUACUUCCGGUUAAUAGUCCUGCAAUUUCCUGUUCAUAUAAAACUAUAAUUAGGCGAUAAUUUCCAGUGUUUACGUGAAUACUUGAUCAGUAGUAUGAUAAUCGACUCACUCAAUCAAAUAAGGUUUGUACAUAUUGAACUUGUGUUAAGUAAGCUACUUUUGGAGCUACAUGUCAGUAGUUUGAUAGUUAUGACGCUGUACAAAGGUCGGAAGAGACAAGUUUUAGCUACAUGCUAAACUUAGCUAAGGCAGCUAAUGUUGUUAAAGUGUCAUGUUGUGUUGUUAUACUGGUAAAAUAAAGAACUAUUUUCAUUAUUUAAGCCCCUUUCACUAUUUAGAUAGAUAGAAGUAGAUAUCAAUGUCAAAUCGCUUUGGUUUGUAACAGUUACUCUUGAGGUAAACCCCACCAAAUGUUGUAUUGUGUUUACCAUGUCUUUUUUUUUUUACAGUUAAAAAGUCUUCUGUAUGGUGUUUUUAUCCAAUUAGCUGGUUAGUGUUAAUCUAAAAGGUACAUUUUUAGUGUAAUCUUGUUGGCGGUGUUAUUGUGUCACAGUCGUAGAUUUGAGUGAUGUGUGUGAGUGGUGUUCCCAUCCCUCCUCUAGGAGGCUGUGGUUGUUUGUAAACCUGCAGGAGAGGAAGUGACUGAGCAGCCUGAGGUGGACGGAGAGACGUCUGAGAGACUGCAGAACAGCAGAGGGGGUGAUGAUGUUUGCGGAGGAGUAGGGAGGACAUCAUCAAAGUGAGGAACCGAGGGGUGAGUGAGGCGAAGAAGAGAGUGCAGCGGAGUUGUCAGAGCAGCAGUAGAGGUCACCACCAUGAUGGAUGUUUGGACAGGUCCAAAGUGUCUUCAGACUGAUGAAUCAAUGUGAGUUUAGUCACCGAGGAUGAUAUCACUGCCAGAAGCCACAUUCAGGACGGUGAAGUGGAGCUUCUACAGGACUUUACUCUUCUGUCCUUUCUGCAUAGCUGCUAUCCCCCGCUGACCCCGCCCCCCUCCAUCCUCCGCUGGCCUCCUCCCUCCCGCCUCUUCCUGCCAGUCUCUCAGCAGAGGAUGUGUCUGUGAGAGCCCAGCUCAGCGAGGGGAGCUGUCAGGCGCACAGAUAUGUGCCCUCACUCCCUCACCCUGUCUUCAUCUGUGUUGCUCCACCAGCCUCCGACGCCCCCCGCUCACGCCUGCUCCCGGGAGGAAGGGGAGUCUCGUCGGCUCACCAGACUGCUGAGAAGUGAACUUCAAUGUCAGGAGGGAAGCAGAAGAAUGGUGGCGACCAACCAGGAGACAAGAUGACGGUGUCGCAGGUCUGGCCGGAGGUGGAGCGGGCCGAGUGCUUGGCCCGAGGGGCGGCACUGAAGUGGGCCUCUGUUGUCUUCUGUCGACCGGAACAUCUGGAGCGCCUGGGCCAGUACCGGAAGAGAGAGAGCCAGAGGACGGCGUCUGUACACACCAGACUCAAGUCCAUGGUCCAGUCGUACCUGGAGGGUGUGGGCUGGGGUCUGGAACAGCUGCGCGAGGCCAGGUCAGAGCUGCGGGCCGUGUCGCAGACCUUGAUCAAAGCAGAGGACGAAGCCGAUCGGAAUGAGGACGGGGUGAAGGCUCUGGAGAGGCUGAGGGAAGUGUCGGCCAAUCACAGCCAGCUGCUGGCUGCCGUCAGCAACCUGCCCAGACUCUACUCUGUUCACAGCACGGUGCUGGAGACGGAGCGUCUGGUGGAGUCGCGGCGCCUCCUGGAGGCUCACGCUCGGCUGAUGGAGCUGGAGCGCUGGCAGGAUGACAUCCUCUGGCAGCUGCACGCUCCUGCUGGGAAGUCCAGGCACGCGCUGAGCGCUGAGGACGAGGAGCUGGUCACCAAGUACUUCUCUGGUGUCGGGCAGCUGGUGGAGGCUCUGGGUAAGGAGCUGUGGGCUGUGGUGAGCAGCGCUCUGGCUCUGGCUCGACAAAACCCGACUCCGUUUGUGUCCGCCGUGAGGAUCGUGGAGCGGGAGGAGGCCCUGGACCGAGCUCUGCAGGAGGAGCGAGGGGAGGGCGGCUGCUCCUCCAGACCUUUACCGGUCGGACGCCCUCGCGGCUGGAGAGCUCGCUUCUUCGAGGUCCUGGAGGAGGCAGUGUCGGCCAGGUUCCGGAGCGUGUCCUACAUGCACACGCGAGGUCCGGGCCUGGCGGGUCACCUCUCGGCUCUGCAGCAUGGCAUCAUGGCUGACCUGGCAACUGUGCGCCACCUGCUGGAGCACUGUGUCCCUCCGCACUACAGGCUGACGGCUGCCUACCUGAGGGCCAGCCAUCUUUGUUUACGUGCUCACCUGGCACAGGUCAGCAGCUGGGACCUGGAGAGUGGGGAGAUCUUUGCUGUGCUCAACUGGGUCCUCCACAUCUACAGCAGUCCAGAAAUGAUGGGUGACCCGGAACUGGCGGCGCAGCUGGACAAGGAGGAGCUGGAGCCUCUGAUCUCAGUGGAGGGGCUGGAGCAGCUGCAGAGCAAAUAUGUGCAGCGUGUUCGGAAGAGCGUGUCCGGGUGGAUGCUGAAAGCCCUGCAGGUGGAGCUGCAGGACUGGCACCGGGACCAGGAGCCGGACACGGAUCACGAAGGCUUCUACCAGACCAGCCUGCCCACCAUCAUCACUCAGAUGCUGGAGGAGAACGCCCGAGUGGCCCUGAUGAUCAGCGACUCGCUCCGAGACCAAACCGUUCAGAUGGGACUGUAUGAGAUGGAGAACCUCCUGAACAGGUUUCGGGAGGCUCUGGUAGAAUUUGGGAAUGAGCACCGCAGAGAUCCUGCCGGCAGCACCAGCAAGUUCUACCUGCACUACCUGCUGGCCUCCAUCAGCAACUGCAUCAUGCUCAAGAAGUCCACCGAGAGCCUCCAGCGGCAGCAGUCGUCCCGCUCCUCCUGUCGCUUCUCUCGGAUCCCUCCCAACCCUCUGGCUGCUCUGGAUCGGGCGGUCAGGCGGGCGUGUCGCCUGGUGAUGGAUCAGCUGCUGCUGGACCUGCAGCCUCACCUCCCGGUCCUGCUGACCCGACCUUGGCUGGCCCAGGGAGACCCCACGCCAAAACUGUGCCGCGUCCUGGAGCGCCACCUGGAGCUGUACGGCCGUGUUCAGCCGCCCUGUCGCCAGCGUCUCCAGGAGGAGGCGCAGUGGUCCAUGGUGGUGGAGUACGUCCGAGCGCUGAUGCAGAAGAAGCUGGUGUGUCGUAACGCGGAGGAGAGGAGGCAGCUUGCACAGCAGAUGGUGCAGGACGACCAGCGCUUCAGGGAGGUCUUCAGUGCUCUGGAGGGUGACACUUCGGUGCCUGAGGUCAACCCCCUGGCCCUGCUGCCCGUCCUGGCAGACUUCAUCCGGCUGAAAGAUCCCGGCAUGCUCUCGCUGGAAGUGUCCGGACUGGCCGCCAAAUAUCCAGACGUCAGCGAGGAGCACGUGUUGGUGCUGCUGGACAUCCGCGGGGACAUCUCCAGGGACAUCAGGGGAGCGGUGCUGGACGCGCUGGAGCAGAGCGCCCCCCCGCUGCCGACAGGCUACCGGCCCAUCUUCACCGACAUCCGGGUGCCUCCUCCAACCAUGGCUUUCUGUCUGCCCACCGCCAAGUGUGCGUGACUGAUGCUCCCUGCGGCGUCGAAUCCUCCAACAUGAACUCGCCAAGUCUUCACCAACACACAAUAUCUGGUCUGUGGGAGGAAACCAGAGUUCCCUUUAGCUCAGCGAUAACUUAAUAGAGCGAUAACGCUCUCUUCAGUAUUUUAAACCUCUUAGUUGAGCUCAUCCUGGAAACUUCCACCAUUUGUCUCAACACAUGGAGCCCAGCAUUGUUGCCGUCCCACAUCAUCUGUCAGUUACACAAACCUGUUUCCUUUUUUAGGUAUUUAUUAUAUUUAACGUGUAUUUAUGGUUUGAGGUGGAUUUGGCAUUUUCCUACUCUGAUUUAAUCUUUGGCUCUUUUUUUAAAACCGCCAUUCAUGGUGAAUAAAGCUGCUGUUGAUGCUGAUCGCUGUUGUUUCUGGAAACACAAAGAGGCAGAUCGUCACUACGUUUCUCUCCUGUUUAUUCAGUUAAAGAAUAGUCAAGGAUUGCUGGUUCGUUUGUGAAAUUCAACUCGUAUAAAGGUUGGACUAAAUAAAGAUUUCAUACUCCAGAAACGUGAGAAAGUAUAGAAUAAAAAAAGCGAGGUUAUUUUUUUAAUUCCUUUAAGUAUUUUUUCACGCAAUUCACACCCCUACUUGUGUUUUCUGUUAUUUUUUCU
Messenger RNA from Synchiropus splendidus (mandarinfish), 4350 nucleotides. RefSeq names its product exocyst complex component 3-like 1 (gene exoc3l1). The record is from RefSeq and is a predicted model, not a curated record. Bases 1356 to 3707 code for a protein of 783 amino acids. Gene Ontology annotation, cellular component: exocyst. Gene Ontology annotation, biological process: exocytosis; exocyst localization. The transcript has 16 exons. Gene Ontology annotation, molecular function: SNARE binding. Lineage: Eukaryota; Metazoa; Chordata; Actinopteri; Syngnathiformes; Callionymidae.